AUGGCGCCCGCUAAGGCCAAGGGUCAGAAGAUGAAUCUGACCGAGUUUUUGGGAGUUGACAAGCCGUCUGGUGAUUUCAGCUGGGCUGAUGAGUCCGAGGAGGCUGGCAUGGAGCAGCCCAACGUGCCUGCCGAGCGAAGGAACGAUCGCCCGACCUACGGCGGUUUCGGAAGUGGUGGUUUUGGUAUGGAAACGCCUCAUCUCCCCUCCCUCCCCCCUGGUUGGAAUAUCAAGGCGGCACCAUCUGACGACGAUUACUUAGACCGUGAUUCUCGCGGAGGAUUUGAAAGCCGUGGAUACGAGACUCGUGGCGGAUACGCCGUUCGUGAGCCUCUCGAUCUUCCUACCGAGCCGCCAUUCACCGCACACAUUGGAAACCUGUCCUUCGAGGCCACCGCUGCCGAUGUUACUGAACUUUUUGCUGAAUGUGGUGUCACCAAUGUUCGUAUCGUCGAGGACAGACAGCUCAACCAGCCCAAGGGCUUUGGUUACAUUGAAUUCGAGACCGUCGCUGGCUUGCAAAAGGCCCUGGAACUUUCCGGUACUAACCUGAUGGGCCGUACCAUCCGCACCAGUGUUGCCGAACCUCCCAAGGAAACCCGCGCCGAUCCCCGCGAGAUGGACUGGACUCGCCGUGGCCCUCUUCCCCCUGCUCCCUCGGAGCGACGUGUGCCCGAUCGUUCCAACUUUGGUCGCAACAUGGAUGCCGCGUCCGACGCCGGUAGCGAGCGAGGUGGCCGCCGUAGCAACUUUGAGUCCGAUGGCAAGUUCCGUGACUUUGGCAACUGGGAGCGCAAGGGCCCUCUGUCCCCCCCCGCGGGUGCUGGCUUCCGCGAAGGUGGUCGGCCUCGCAACAAUGAUGGUGCUGCUCCCGCAUGGGGUGAGGGACGCUCGCAAGAUGGCUCCCGGCCGCCGCGCCCCGAUCGUCCCGAGCGAGCCCCUACCGCUGCGGAGAUGGAUAACCAAUGGCGCACCAAGAUGCGGCCUGACGCCGCCCCCAAGGAGCCCACUUCCCCUCCUGCUCCUGCUGCUCGCCCCAAAUUGAACCUGCAGAAGCGCACCGUCACAGAAAACGCCCCCUCAUCUGCCGCAGGUGCUGGUGACUCCAAGGCCAGCCCCUUCGGUGCCGCUCGUCCCAUCGACACUGCGGCCCGCGAGCGCGAGGUGGAGGAGCGUCGCCAACUUGCCCUCCGCCAGAAGAAGGAGAGCGAGGACAAGAUCAAGGCCGAGAAGGCCGAGAAGCAAAAGAAGGAGCCCAAGCCCGGCAUGGACUCCAACAAGGACGCCAUCGAGCCUCCCAAGGGCGGCGGUAACUUUGAGAUCCUUCAACGGGCUGGCGAAGAAGAGACCAACAUGACUGCUGACAAGGAAGCUGAUGAGACACCCGCCGCUCCCGCCGCAGCCACCGAGGAGACCCCCAAGGAGUCUGCUGCCAACGGCAGCUGGCGAGGCGCGGAGGCUCCCGCUGAGGAUAAUGAUGGAUGGAGCACUGUUGAUACGACCAAGAAGCGUGGCCGUCGUGGUGGCCGUUUCUAA
Molecule: messenger RNA, 1536 nt
Organism: Penicillium oxalicum
Lineage: Eukaryota; Fungi; Ascomycota; Eurotiomycetes; Eurotiales; Aspergillaceae
Product: translation initiation factor 4B
Exons: 6
Coding region: 1-1536 (511 amino acids)
Molecular function (GO): RNA binding
Source: RefSeq, a predicted model, not a curated record